Messenger RNA from Rotaria sp. Silwood2, 612 nucleotides. The record is from the annotation of a GenBank genome assembly. NCBI's taxonomy places the organism in Eukaryota, Metazoa, Rotifera, Eurotatoria, Philodinida, Philodinidae.
AUGAUCGAUAUUGGUGCAAAUAUUGGAGGUUACUCAAUGUUUACUGCUGGAGCUCUGGGUCGUUUCACAUUGAUAAUUGAUUGCUACCUGCCGAAUAUUGAAAAUAUUGCACGAGCAGUUCAAAUUCAACGCGUACAAAAUCGUGUUGUUCUCGUUCAUAAUGCUUUAUAUUCAAAAUCUGGAGAAUAUAUAACCUUGUCAAAAAGUACACCAUCUGAAAUAGAAUUACGUGAAACUGCACAACAGAAUAUCACCAGUGAAUUUGUUGUGCAAACAAUUCGAUUCGAUGACUUGCUGCCGAUAUUGAUCGAAAGAAAAGUUCAAUCUGUUGUGAUUAAAAUUGAUAUUGAAGGAUCAGAGGGUUUUAUGUGCGAAACUGGAUCGAAAACUUUUGAUCUAAUUGAUAUUCAAGUCAUUAUAAUGGAAUGGGGACAUGGUUUUAGAAAAUGGCAUCGAAAACGAUAUGAAUUUAUGACAUUGUUUUUCACAGAACGUCAAUAUAUUGUAACAGAUGCUUUUUGCAACCAACUCAAUUUGACAGCAUGGGAAACAACAUGGCCAGGAGACAUCUUUUGGAUAAAGAAGAUCAAUUUUAAAAAUAACAUUUGUUGA